GGUGGUGGUGGUGGCGGCGGCGCGCGUGCGCGUUGUAUGGGGUUCACCCCUCACUCCACCAACCCCGCCUCCCACAGGAUUCGGUUCGCUCGCGCUCCUUCUCUUCACUCUUUCGGUGUCGGUGAGAGUAAUGGCGGAAGGUGGCGUCCCGGAUCUGGAGAGCCAGAAGAACGAGAUCGGGAACUUGUUGAAUACCUCCCUCAAGAAAGGGGAUUCGUGGUUCCUAAUAGACAGUAGGUGGUUUAAACAAUGGAAAAAAUAUGUGGGUUUCGACAGCUGGGACAUGUACAACGUGGGAGAACAUGGAAUGUUUCCAGGCCCCAUUGAUAAUUCUGGGCUCUUUGCAGAUAUAGAAACACAGGCCCUGAAAGAACACUUGAUUGAUGAGUUGGAUUAUGUCUUGGUUCCCACUGAAGCUUGGAACAAGUUGGUCAGUUGGUAUGGUUGCGUUGUAGGUCAGGAACCCAUUGUACGAAAGGUGGUUGAGCAUGGGAUGUUUGUAAAACACUGUAAAGUAGAGGUUUACCUCUUAGAAUUGAAAUUGUGUGAGAACAACAACAUGGACAAUGUGGUGACACGCCAUUUCAGCAAAGCAGAUACCAUAGAUACAAUAGAAAAGGAGAUGCGAAAGCUGUUCAAUAUUUCAGCAGAAAAGGAGACAAGGUUGUGGAAUAGAUACAUGACAAAUACUUAUGAGCAGCUUAACAAACCAGAUAGCACUGUACAAGAUGCUGGUUUGUAUCAGGGACAGGUUUUGGUAAUAGAACAGAAGAAUGCUGAUGGAACUUGGCCAAGACAGACAUCUCAAGCAAAAUCCAGCACUGCCACCAGCAGAAAUUUAUCUACCUCUCCAAAAUCCUCGACUAGCUGCAACUCCUACUCGUCCUUGUCCUCCCCUUCUACAGUCUCUAAUGGUGAGAGCAGCAACUCCAGCAACUCCAGCUACAUAUUAAACAGCUCCAGCUCCACCAGGGGGGAAUCUCAUGCACCAAGUCAAGCAGGACUUUGUGGCCUAAGUAAUCUUGGUAAUACCUGCUUCAUGAAUUCCGCGUUGCAGUGUUUGAGUAAUACUGGUCCAUUGACUGAUUAUUUCCUACAAGGAAAGUACGAAGAAGAACUAAAUCGGGAAAAUCCUUUAGGAAUGAGGGGAGAAAUUGCUGAAGCCUAUGCCGAAUUGAUCAAACAGAUGUGGUCAGGGAGAAGCUCUUAUGUGGCACCUCGGAUGUUUAAAACCCAGGUUGGGUGUUUUGCUCCCCAGUUUUCAGGAUACCAACAACAGGAUUCUCAAGAGCUACUUGCAUUUCUUUUAGAUGGCUUACAUGAAGAUUUAAAUCGUGUGAAGAAAAAACCCUACUUAGAACUUAAAGAUGCUAAUGGGAGGGAAGAUGAGGUGGUGGCGAAAGAAGCAUGGGAAAAUCACAGGUUAAGAAACAACUCCAUCAUUGUGGACAUCUUCCACGGACUUUUUAAAUCCACUCUAGUUUGUCCUGAAUGUUCAAAAAUUUCUGUAACAUUUGACCCUUUCUGUUACUUAACUCUUCCUUUGCCUAUGAAGAAGGACCGCACGAUGGAAAUCUUUCUUGUGCAGGCAGACUCAUCUAGGCCAAUGCAGUACAGAAUAAUUGUUCCAAAGAUGGGUGCAAUUUGUGACCUGUGUACAGCCCUCUCUCAAAUCUCAGGCGUUGCUGCAGAAAAGAUGGUGGUUGCUGAUGUUUAUAAUCACCGGUUCCACAAAACAUAUCGACAAGAUGAAGCUUUAAACCACAUUAUGGACAGGGAUGAUAUUUUUGUUUAUGAGGUUCCAGGUGUGAGAGAGGAAGACUCUGAAAAUUCAAAAUGCAUCAGCCUCCCAAUUUAUUUCCGUGAGAGAAGGAUGCGAUCCUCAAGUGCACCUGUUGGCACCGUUCUCUUUGGUCAACCUCUCUUAGUCUCUGUUCCCAGAGAUAAUGUUACAGUGGACAACCUGUAUGAACUAGUCCUUGCGCGAAUUUCCCGUUACGUGAAAGUGUGCAAGGAAACGUAUGAAAACUAUAGCUCUGGAUCUCUGAGUAUUGACAAUGGCCUGUCUAGUGAGCCAAAUGGUAUUAAUGAUGAAGGUGAGGAGGAGAUGGAUCUGCAAACUGCAGUGGGAGAUAAUGAGGAAAUUAGUUCUGAACCUGAAAACAGCCAGUCUGAUGGCUCUGCAGCUGAUGAGAAUGAUAAGAUGGAAAAUGGGCCGACCAAGCGCACCACCAAAGGAAAUAAACAGAAGUGUAAAAAGAAGCUAUUCAGCUUCAGCAUGGUGAAUGCCUAUGGCACCUCAGAUUUCAGCUCCAUUGCAGAAGAUGGGACAUACCUCAAGUUAAACUCACAUUCCACAAUUGCUAUAGACUGGGAUCCUGAAAUCAAAAAGAUGUAUUAUGAUGAUCAAGAAGCUGAGGCAUAUGAAAAGCAUGAAUCCAUGUCACAGCCUCAAAAGAAAAGAAGUUCAGUUGCAUUAAGAGAGUGUAUAGACUUGUUUACAACAAUGGAGACUUUGGGAGAGCAUGAUCUUUGGUACUGCCCCACCUGUAAAAAGCACCAACAGGCCACUAAAAAGUUUGAUUUGUGGUCACUACCAAAGAUCCUCGUUGUACAUCUGAAGCGUUUCUCAUAUAAUAGGUACUGGAGAGAUAAACUUGACACUCUAGUAGAGUUUCCUAUAAGGGAUUUGAACAUGUCUGAGUUUGUCUACAAUCCCAAAGCUGGUCCUUGCAUCUAUGACCUGGUUGCAGUCACUAACCACUAUGGAGGAAUGGGAGGAGGCCAUUAUACUGCAUAUGCUAAAAAUAAAAUUGAUGGACAGUGGUAUUACUUUGAUGACAGUAGUGUAUCAGGUGCAUCUGAAGAUCAGAUUGUGACAAAAGCAGCUUAUGUUCUUUUCUACCAGCGUAGAGACUCCAAUAACCAUCACAACAGUUCACCUGCUUCCUUGAGUUCUCCUGAAGAGAAUGGUGAGAAUAGAAAAAAUGAAGAAGAUAGAAUGGAUACCAACUAAGAUGAAACUGCAUGAUUUGGCAACAAGAAAUUAGAUCUACUGUUUUUGGAUUGUGUUGCUCUACCAUCAGCACCAGCUGCCUUCAGGGUAGGGGACAAGAACCCUCUUGAAACAGCAACUUUUUAAAAACAAAAUUGAUCAGAUCUGAAUGAAUGGGUGAGCAAAUAUAACAUGCUCUGUUUCAGAAUCUACUGAUUUCUGAUGGCAAUUAAUGAAUGUCACUGUAAAAUAAACUGCUUUGGAAAUUUUUAAGUGAGUUUUUUUCUCAUCAGCUAUUUAAGAUAAGGAUUUUAGUUCGGUUUAUUUUUGAAAAGGGUUGCAGUUUCUCUCCUUCCUUCCCAGAUUAAUUUUCUGUCCAAUUUGAAAUUUUAAGUUAUGUCACAAACCUUGCAUUGCCUGUAUUGUUUCCUCUUAUUGAUAAAAUGGUAUUUCUUUGCAUGAGUGACACCUUACAUCUUAACCUGGAAAUGUUGCAUUAUGAAUUUGUAGCAGAGCACUGGUUUAUUUGUGGUUUGGCUACUGAGACUCAAAUAAUAAAAUUUGUAAUAUUAUAUUGUAUUAUAGGCGGCACAGGAACAGAGGUUUCCAAACCCCAGGUGCGAUACUGAUCCAAACCAGCAUAACCUUGCUGGUAUGUAUUGUAAUGUAAAUUUCACAUCAGUUUCUUCUAGUCUUUUUGCUCAAACUGGCACUUUGUAAGUAGCUGGUUUUAAUACAUAUGUCUACAUAAAUAAAGACUGCUGAUUGGAGCUGUGA
Molecule: messenger RNA, 3772 nt
Organism: Chiloscyllium plagiosum (whitespotted bambooshark)
Lineage: Eukaryota; Metazoa; Chordata; Chondrichthyes; Orectolobiformes; Hemiscylliidae
Gene: usp4
Product: ubiquitin specific peptidase 4
Biological process (GO): protein deubiquitination
Cellular component (GO): nucleus
Molecular function (GO): cysteine-type deubiquitinase activity
Source: RefSeq, a predicted model, not a curated record